AUGACGACUAUCAGACCAUUCAAAUGUGAUGAUCUGUUUAGAUUUAAUAAUGUAAAUCUGGACCCUCUUACAGAAACAUAUGGCCUGCCAUUUUAUAUGCAGUACUUGGCUCACUGGCCUGAAUACUUUCAGGUGCUGGAAUCACCAAGUGGAGAAAUUAUGGGAUACA
Messenger RNA from Candidula unifasciata, 169 nucleotides. The record is from the annotation of a GenBank genome assembly. Lineage: Eukaryota; Metazoa; Mollusca; Gastropoda; Stylommatophora; Geomitridae.